Molecule: messenger RNA, 1533 nt
Organism: Vespula vulgaris
Lineage: Eukaryota; Metazoa; Arthropoda; Insecta; Hymenoptera; Vespidae
Product: tetratricopeptide repeat protein 29-like
Exons: 8
Coding region: 1-1533 (510 amino acids)
Molecular function (GO): protein binding
Source: RefSeq, a predicted model, not a curated record
AUGAAAAAUCUUACACAGGCAGAAUUGCACAAUGUUAAAAAGAUUCGUAAAGAUUUAAAGGCCAUGUUACCGAUGAUACCAUUUUCUGAAGUUAAACGUUAUACUCCUUACAGAUUUCAUUUAAAACACAAUGAAGCAGUUAUCGAUGAACUUAAGGAAGAAGGUUUGGAAGAAGCAGCUGAUUUUAUUAAAAAAUUAAUUGAUUUCAAUGAAGAAAAAAGAAAUAUUGCUGGCCCUGGUACAUCGAUCUGGACAAAGCCGCGAUUGAUGGAUCAACGAGAUCUAUUAAAUAAUCUUAAAGAAGCUUUAAUAGCAAUUGAAAAUGCUAAGAAAAUGGAACAGUGGACUGAAGCAUCCAAUUUUUGGAUUAAAAUAUCAUUAUUUUUUCAAUCGCAAGGUCCAGAUUGGUGGUGGGUAACAAAAACACUUUAUCAAAAUGCCUUGAAAGCAGCUGAGUCUGUUAAAGAGGAUAAGGGAUACAAUAUUACUGUGGCACGAUAUCUUUAUGGAAGAUUUCUUUUCAUGAUAGGUUACUAUGGAAUAUUCUAUUUGUUAAACGAUAAUAAAAAAGAAAUCAUCAUUAAAAUUUCACUGGCUAUUUUUGUAACGAUAGAAGCUGAAUGGCUCAAAGCGCUCGAGUAUUUGGAUAUCGCGCGAGAAGCUUCAGAAGAAAAGAUAUGGAAAGUUACUUAUACUUUAGACGAGAAACAAAAAACUAUUUUUAAAGAAUCUUGCGCUCUUAUAUAUAAAAUACUUAUUGGUCUUGUUCAAAGAAUUGACGAAGAAGAUUCGGAGUUUGCUAUACAAGCUUGCAAUGAAGCUUUAGAAAGAGCCAAAGAUAUUUCUAAUAAAAAUAAUUAUUUUAUACAAAGUCUUAUAUAUUUCAAGCUAGCUGGUAAUUAUGAUUACAUAGCUAAUGCAUUAUAUGAGUUAGGAAGGGCACAUUUACGUUAUGGCUAUGUGAAAGAAGCUUUGCAAGAAUUUUCUAAAUUACUUGCGAUAGUUAAAAGAAUACCAGAUCCAAAAGGAAUUUGUAAUGCACACAUGGAAUUAGCCUUUGCUUAUAAGGAAAUUGAUGAUACUGAAAAUACAGAAAAACAUCUACAAUUAUUUAGAAAGAAUGCUACCCAAUUUAAUUUACCAUAUAAACUUGCACAAGCGCAUUAUUAUACUGGCGAAUAUUUAUUAAAUCAGAUGAAACCAAAUUUGGCAACGUCACAUUUGGAAAAAGCAUUUAGUUUAUAUUAUGACCUUGGAUAUAUUGAGGAAGCAGAUCAAGCAAGAUUUAUCACUGGAAUAUCGAGGGGACAAGAGCAAAUCAAUCGAUUUAUAAAUCUGAUAUUAGAAUGUGGAGAACAUAAUCAAUAUGCUUUGUUAAAAAUGUGUAAUUGGAAAAGCAACAGAGAUAUUUUUUGGACCGAUAAGCAACGCGAUAUUGAUACAGAUUAUCCUCAUGAAUAUUGUGAAUAUUUUACAUAUCCAGUUCCGUCAAUUUUAAAUAAUUCGACAAAAGAAAAUUUAGAAAGUCAAUAG